AUGGACGACGAGAACAUGCCUCGAGCGUCGACUCGCUCGCGCAUCCCCCAGGCUGGCCUUCGAGAGAUGAAUUCUGCGACAACAAAUGCUCGGUCUGGCAUGUCUGGUAUCCUGCCGCCGGGUACCAUCGCCAACAAAGCUGUUUCCCGUACAGUUCAAUCGGCGCUUUCCAAGACCGUCGAUGCGCGACCCACUAACAUUGCAAUAUAG
Molecule: messenger RNA, 210 nt
Organism: Penicillium daleae
Lineage: Eukaryota; Fungi; Ascomycota; Eurotiomycetes; Eurotiales; Aspergillaceae
Product: Kinesin-like protein klpA
Exons: 2
Coding region: 1-210 (69 amino acids)
Source: RefSeq, a predicted model, not a curated record